Epinephelus moara (kelp grouper) is the source of this 2651-nucleotide messenger RNA. RefSeq names its product finTRIM family, member 82 (gene ftr82). Lineage: Eukaryota; Metazoa; Chordata; Actinopteri; Perciformes; Serranidae. Gene Ontology annotation, molecular function: zinc ion binding; protein binding. The transcript is spliced from 7 exons. The coding region runs from base 172 to 1899 and encodes 575 amino acids. The record is from RefSeq and is a predicted model, not a curated record.
CUUGUCUGCUUUCAAUCAAUAACCUCUGGAAUUCAGAAAUACAAGUAGGUCCUGUCUCUGGCAGGCUGUACCACACUCUUGAGGGCGGGCUCCCAGGCACACUCGACGGACUCUGUCUACUCCUGGCUGUGUGUGUUUUCGCAGGUCUGACUGUGUUUUGAGCCCAUCACAAUGGCUGAUCACACUUCACCAGAUUAUUUCAGCUGCUCCCUGUGUGUGAACCUACUGAGGGACCCUGUGGCGAUCCCCUGUGGCCACAGUUUCUGCAUGGACUGCAUCAGCGGCUACUGGAACGAGGCUGACUACACAGGGAUUUACAUUUGUCCCCAGUGCAAGAUCACGUUCACCCAGAGGCCAGUGCUGCGGCCCAACGCCACUCUCAGCAUGGUGGCUGAGAAGAUCAAGAAGAGUGGCCUGAACCUCAACCUCAACACAUCCCAGGGGAACAUCUACGCCGGACCAACCGACGUAGCCUGUGAUUUCUGCUCUGGGAAGAAAUUAAAGGCUGUAAAGUCCUGUCUUAACUGUCUGGCGUCCUACUGCGAGAAGCACCUGAAGCCACACUACGAAUCAGCCACUUUCAAAAGGCAUAAGCUGGUGGAGGUGCUGGGAAACCUGGACAGGAAGAUCUGCCCGCAGCACCAGAAGUCCCUGGAGCUCUUCUGUCGAACAGACCAGAUGUGUAUCUGUGCUAUCUGCACAGUCAGUGAACACAAGGGCCAUGACAUCGUCUCUGCUGAGGCAGAGAGGGGUGAGAAACAGAAACUCUUGGGAAUCUCCCAAGCUGAGAUUAGACAAAAAUGCCAGGAGAGGGUGAAGGAGCUGGAGGAACUAAAGACUGCUGUGGAUUCACUGAAGAACUCGGCCCAGAGAGCCAUGGUGGAAAGCCAGAAGAUGUUUGAGGACAUGAUCCGCUCCAUUGAGAGGAUGAGGUCAGAGGUCACCAAGCUGAUCGGUAUCAAUGAGAAGGCUGCUUUCAACCAGGCCGAGGCUUUGAUCGAGAGACUUGAACAAGAGAUCGAUGAACUGAAGAAAAAGGAGACCGGCCUCAAGCAGCUCUACAGCACUGAGGACCACAUCCACUUUUUGCAGAACUUCAACUACCUCUGCACCCCCACUGAUGACGGCUUCAUACCCAGAGUGACCGUAAACCCUGACUUCUCCUUUGGGGCUGUCAGGAAAGCUGUGGCUGAGAUCAAGGAUCGCCUGGAGGAGUUUGGCAGAGAGGAGCUGCUGAAGAUCUCCAAGUCAGUGAGCGAGGUCCCAGUGUACACUACAGAGAGUCGAACAUUGGACAGGAGGAGCAGAGGCAAAGAAGUGGUGGACAACACCCCUUCUCCUCCUCCAGAGCCAAAGAGCAGAGCAGAUUUUGUGAAAUACUUCUGCCAGCUGAAGAUGGACCCUAGCACGGCCUACAAGGAACUGUACGUCUCUGACAACAGCAGAAAAGUCAUCCGCACCAGGGAGCUGCAGCCCUACGGUGACAACCCAGAGCGCUUCGACAGCUUCGCCCAGGUGCUGUGCCGAGAGGCCCUGUCAGGAGGCCGCUUCUACUGGGAGAUCGAGUGGAGCGGGGAGUUCUCCAUCGGAGUGGCCUACAGGAGCAUCAGCAGGAAGGGCAAAGGCUCGCUGUGUCUGCUGGGCUACAACGACAAAUCCUGGAGUCUGCUCUGCUCUGACAACGGUUACUCUGCCUGGCACAACCGGGUGGACAAAGCCGUCAGCGGCCCCCACUCCCCCAGAAUAGGCGUGUACCUGGACCACACUGCGGGUGUCCUGGCAUUUUACAGCAUAGGCAACACCAUGACCCUCCUGCAUAGGUUCGAAACCACAUUUGUUGAGCCUCUGUAUCCAGGCUUUGGAGUUGGAACCUCAGUCAAGAUCUGCAAUGUGAAAUAACCACUGAUAUCCGAGCUGUCUUUUUAAAAUAUCCUCCACGUGUUUCUCAUAAUAUACAGCAGUGCUUUUGGAAUAUAUAUUUUUGCAAAACUGUACCAAACCACAUUACUGAAGUUAUAUUUGAAGAAAAAUGUUCCUCCUCAGUGUGUUCAUACAUUUUUUUUAACGCUACACAUCACGUAUUACGUCAAAUCACGUUUUCAUGAUAGUUUACGAAAACAUUAUUAAAACACAUAAUCACACAAGUACAAUAUGAAGUGUUAUCCCUUUUAGCAUCUGAUCAUAACUGCUGGGUAAUAUUAUGACAUGUCAGUAUGUUAUAAACGUCUCACUGAGCCAGACCUGUAAAUGUUAUAUGUUGUAUGUGUAACUAUAAUAAAUGUACCCCGAGAUAACCUGGGGUACAUUUUCUCAUGAGGAUUUUUAUGACUGCAUAAUUAAUUUAAAACAUAUCGCAACCUUAUGAUCAUCUGAGUAAUACAGUAACAUUCAUUUUGGUGCAUUAACAGGUAUUAUUUUGGUUUCAACACAUUUUCAACAACAUAUUUCAUUGUCAUGUUCUGAUAUUAUCUGAUAGUUGUCGCAUCAGUUGCUGAAAGUCUGCAGUUUUUUUUUCACUUGAACUAACCCUUAUUUAAUUUGAUGUAUGUUUACUUAUAUAAUGGAAAACCAGAGUAUAAUUGAUAUCAAGAAAAGACUUGUUUUGUAAUAAAAUUAUUCAAUAGUUCUAAAUAAAGAGCUGAAUGAAUGGA